Messenger RNA from Cuscuta europaea, 904 nucleotides. The record is from the annotation of a GenBank genome assembly. Lineage: Eukaryota; Viridiplantae; Streptophyta; Magnoliopsida; Solanales; Convolvulaceae.
CCGGAACCUUUCGCCUUCAGCCUUCUGGCUUCCUCUCUAGCCGCACGGACUUUCCGUUGCAUCGAAUCACAGACUAGACCAGACCCAAGGCCCAGACAUUCCUCUCUCGCUUCCUCUCUAGCCGCACAACGACAUCCCGUCGCACAUCACUCACAUCAUUUCGUCUUCUUCAGCCUCACUCUUCUCCAGGGAUUUCCAACCAGCCAACCAAAAUGUCCCCCGACCAAGAAGCUAAUACCUCACAACAUUGUUGAAAAGAGUAAUAUGUCUUUCUUGCUUGAGGUGUUUCAGCAAAUACCAGAGACACUUUUAGUGAAAGGAUCUUUGCAGAAGAAAAACACUUCUACCAGCUCAUAUUUCUACUUCCACAAUCCUGUAUCCGUUGUUAGUAUUUUUCUUACACAAUUUGGAUUGAUUCGGGGAAAGUAGUAGUUAAUAUUGUGUAAUGUAAUAUACAUGCAAAUUUAUCUUAUGUUUGAAUUUUAAAUGUUUAAAUCUAACAAGUCGGUAAAGCUGGAGGAAUCGAAUGGAAAACAUGUCUGAUAGUGUAAGUGUUCGAUUAUGUCUAUAUGCAGGCUAAGAGGCUAUGAUCAAUUAUAUUUGGGUCCAGUUUUUCAUCAUCAUUGUUUUUUAAAUCUGUUAGGAUAAAGCUCCAUACAAAGCAAAAGCAGAUAAAAGAAAGCGUGAAUACGAGAAGACCAUGGAGGCCUACAAUAAGAUAUAAACAAUGAAGAUGAUGACAAUGUUGUGGUUGGUAUUGAUUGAAUGAAACACUAAGUCAGAUUAUUAUUUUUGGAAUGAACUAGAAUUUAUCAAUGAUGUUGCUUUGCUACAGUUUACUGCUUAUGGUUUAUUACCGCCUACCUCCUGCACUCUUUUCCCAAACUUGUUUUGCAAUGUUAUU